AUGUCCACGACCAGCACAAUCACUAUCAGGAGUCAUUCCUCACAAUCCCAUAGCCCUAAAAACAACAGCCAGGGCAGGCCUACUUGCAAAGUGAAAGUUAUCGAACGAUACAAGCAGCCUCCAACCAGGUUAGCAACGAGCUGGGGGAGAAAGCCGGCGACCAAGGACACUUCUACAUCUCAAGCCACCCUCCGUGAAGUCAAUCCAAAUUUGACCAAGGCUCCCAUUACUGCACGACACAAGGUGCUUAAAUUUGUCUCACAAUCGAAUGGUGAGGCAGAUUGCGAGGUAUUUCAAAAUAUCACUCAAGCGGACUACAAUUAUAUAUCUUGCAAAAUCGAAGACUACCCUGCAAGACCAAGGUUGGAAUACAACUGCAAUACCCAUACCCUUGUCAUUGAAAUGCCAUCCCCCGUACACAAGGCUAUAAUCAAGGUUAUCGGCAAAGGAUUGGAACGUCUAGACGAUUAUUUGCAGGAUCUCAUGGUCAAGAAUUUACUGUCCUCAGACACCCAUACUAACUUGACCAUUGACGGGAACUCGGUGAAAUGUGUCCCUGAUGUUCUCCACGUGGUUACUGCCCUCACCGACCCCCCCAUCCUAAGCACUCCUGUCAUGGGCGAGGUGGCUGUAUUGCAGUCCAGAGCUGAUCUACUGCAGAGGCUCAGGGACAGGGUCGAGGCAUUCCCAGAUAUCAUCCUGCUCUUCAUGGCCGAGAUCAAUGAACGCGUCACCUACAGCCAACCCAAGCAUAUGAGCAAUGCGUGGCGAAAGCUACAAAAGGAUGAGAAUGCUCGCUCCCGCACCACCUUCCUUUCCAACCGCACUGGACCAAGAUCACUCGAUGUACCUGCUGAAAUUGAAGUUGAAGGGCACGUCUGGCAUGCAAUGUCAAGCGUGCAUUUCCAGGUCUGGGUGCAAGACGUCAAUGGGCGAAUUGACAUAGACACGCAGAACCAAAAUCUCACAGCAUGUGGCGAAUUAUUUCCGAACAAAUCAAUGGACAAUGUCACACUCAUGAUGGAGAGGGGACUGUCCCGGAUGAGGGAACAGUAUGCACAGCUGUCCCAACAGGUCAGCCCAAAUGUUGACGUUUCGGCCUUGCUGGCCGCGCCUGUCACUCUCCCCUUUGGAUGGGAUGGGAUGCUUUCUAAGCUUGCCCUCGCAAGUCUGACAAUGGCUCAUGAUCGUUAUAAGCAUUGGCAUAGUGUGAUGGCACGCAGUAGGACAGCCAAGCGCACGGCAGAGGAAGCAUUUGAUGCAGGGCCAGCCAACAACACACGUUCACGCACGCGUGCUCGCACUGCUGCACUUGUCCGGGGCCAGAGCUUACCAUAA
Messenger RNA from Suillus plorans, 1338 nucleotides. RefSeq lists its product as uncharacterized. Lineage: Eukaryota; Fungi; Basidiomycota; Agaricomycetes; Boletales; Suillaceae. The transcript has 4 exons. The record is from RefSeq and is a predicted model, not a curated record. The coding region runs from base 1 to 1338 and encodes 445 amino acids.